AUGACCAAUAACAGUACAAAAGAAGGCUUCAUUUUGGUGGGCUUCUCCGAGCAACCAAGGCUGGAAAAGAUACUCUUUGCAAUAGUUUUGAUGUCCUAUCUGCUUACCUUGGUGGGAAAUACAGUAAUUAUUCUCAUCUCCUCCAUAGAGCCAAAGCUCAAAACACCCAUGUACUUUUUCCUUACUCACCUCUCACUAGUUGACAUUUGUUUUACCACCAGUAUUGUUCCUCAGCUGCUGUGGAACCUAAAAGGACCAGCCAAGACCAUCACUAGCCUGGGAUGUGCCAUCCAGCUGUAUGUCUCCCUAGCACUGGGCUCCAGUGAAUGUGUUCUCCUGGCUGUCAUGGCUUUUGAUCGCUAUGCUGCAGUAUGCAAACCUCUCCACUAUGCAACGGUGAUGAACCCACAGCUGUGCCAGGCCCUGGCAGGGGUUGCCUGGCUGAGUGGUGUAGGAAAUGCUCUUAUCCAGGGUACAAUCACACUCCGACUACCUCGCUGUGGACACCGCUGGCUCCAUCAUUUCUUCUGUGAGGUACCUUCCAUGAUCAAGCUCGCAUGUGUGGACAUCCAUGCCAAUGAGAUCCAGCUCUUCAUGGCUUCAUUAGUCUUGCUCCUCUUGCCCUUAGCACUGAUACUGACAUCGUAUGGAUACAUAGCCAAGGCAGUUAUAAAGAUCAAGUCACUCCAGGCCUGGCAAAGAGCGCUGGGGACCUGUGGAUCCCAUUUGAUGGUUGUGACCCUUUUCUACGGAAGCAUCACUGCCGUCUACAUCCAACCCAACAGUUCUUACGCUCGCACUCAUGGGAAAUUCAUUUCUCUCUUCUAUACAGUUAUGACCCCCACCCUCAACCCCCUCAUUUACACACUGAGGAACAAGGAGGUGAAAGGAGCUCUGGGAAAACUAUUUCAUAGAGAUCUAGGUGCAUGA
Messenger RNA from Dipodomys ordii (Ord's kangaroo rat), 930 nucleotides. Its product is annotated as olfactory receptor 2G3-like. Gene Ontology annotation, biological process: G protein-coupled receptor signaling pathway. The record is from RefSeq and is a predicted model, not a curated record. The transcript has a single exon. Gene Ontology annotation, cellular component: membrane. Gene Ontology annotation, molecular function: G protein-coupled receptor activity; olfactory receptor activity. NCBI's taxonomy places the organism in Eukaryota, Metazoa, Chordata, Mammalia, Rodentia, Heteromyidae. Bases 1 to 930 code for a protein of 309 amino acids.